Messenger RNA from Rhizopus microsporus ATCC 52813, 329 nucleotides. RefSeq lists its product as uncharacterized. The record is from RefSeq and is a predicted model, not a curated record. Lineage: Eukaryota; Fungi; Mucoromycota; Mucoromycetes; Mucorales; Rhizopodaceae. Bases 35 to 271 code for a protein of 78 amino acids. The transcript has a single exon.
UUAAAGGAUACCAUGGAUAAGGUCUUUGUUUUCUAUGAGGAGAUUGAUUUUAGUGGAACCAAAGGGGUUUAUGCUGAAUACAACAAACGGACCAAAAGUUUCUGAAGGAGACUAUGUUUACCAGAUUUGGCUACCUUUGUUCAGCAAGUUGUUCAGCAUCAACGAGAACAUAGUAAGAAUCAAAACUGGCAAAACAGCCCCAGAAAACACGACAGAAUCAAAGGUCAAACUGUAUCACAGCCAUAAAAAUAUCGCUGAAUGUCAUUCCUAAUUCAACCUUGUUUGCCUCCGUUUCGACUUCAGAUGUGGCCAAUACUCUCUGAGCCGCG